Polistes canadensis is the source of this 3538-nucleotide messenger RNA. RefSeq names its product HIV Tat-specific factor 1 homolog (gene barc). Gene Ontology annotation, biological process: mRNA splicing, via spliceosome. Gene Ontology annotation, cellular component: U2-type spliceosomal complex; U2 snRNP. Gene Ontology annotation, molecular function: RNA binding. The record is from RefSeq and is a predicted model, not a curated record. The transcript has 7 exons. The coding region runs from base 180 to 1484 and encodes 434 amino acids. NCBI's taxonomy places the organism in Eukaryota, Metazoa, Arthropoda, Insecta, Hymenoptera, Vespidae.
AGAGUGCGUUAGUUUGAACUUUAAGAAGCUUGUAAAAAUCAUACUGUCAAGUUCGUGUAUACAUUUAAUUGUCAUUUGAACAAAGUUUUAUCGUCGAAGAAUAAUCAUUUUUGGUGAAAUAUACGACAUUUGUUAUUAAAGAAUAAUAAAAGUAUUACAUUCGAAAAUAAUUUGUCAAUAUGAGUGGUUCUCCGGAGUCGAAGAAAACAGGAGAAUUGACUUCAAAUAAUCCUGAUCAAUACGAAUUCGAUGGAGAACACUAUGUAUACGUGGAUAAAACAACUAAUGUGAAAUACAAGUUUGAUCAAGUGAAAAAUCAGUGGGUCCCUGAAGAUAAAGGCCAAACCGAAGCUGUUAAAGAUGAUGAAAAGAAAGAGGAAGCCAGUGGACCUGCAGUAGCUGCACCAGGUGGAGUUUAUGGUUUUGAAAAUGAUACUCACACAUAUACAGACCCUAAUGAUGGUAGUGUUUAUAUUUGGGAUCGAGAGAAGAACGCAUGGUUCCCCAAAGUGGAUGAAGAUUUUAUGGCUAGAUAUCAAAUGAGCUACGGAUUUGUAGAUCCAAAUGCAACAGAAUCAUCGAAAAAGUUACCAGAAAAGUCUGUACAACUGCCUCCUCCUCAACCAAAGCUGACAAAAGAACAGAAAAAAGCAGAAGCUAAAAGAAAAUCUCAGGAGCCACCGACUUGGUUCGAGAUAGAUGAGGCCCACAAUACUGCUAUCUACGUUUCUGGAUUACCUUUGGACAUCACUAUGGAGGAACUUACAGAACUCUUCAACAAAUGUGGUCUUAUUGCAAGGGAUGAGAAAAACAAAGACAAGAUCAAGUUGUAUAGGGAUCAUGUGGGAGAAUUGAAGGGUGACGCUCUUUGCACGUAUAUCAAGGUGGAGUCAGUCGAAUUAGCAUUGAAAAUUCUCGACGGAUGGAAGAUAAGAGGGAAAACGUUGUCGGUGCAAAGGGCUAAAUUUCAAAUGAAGGGAGAGUACGAUCCGGCGUUAAAACAAAAACGAAAAAAGAAGGAUAAAGAUCGACAGAAGAAGAUCCACGAGAGAUUAUUCGAUUGGAGGCCAGAUCGUUUACCGGGGGAGCCAUUAAAAUGCGAAAGGGUUGUAAUUAUUAAAAAUCUUUUCUCACCUGAGGACUUCGACAAGGAAGUUGCUUUGCUUUUGGAAUAUCAACAGGACAUUAGACAGGAAUGUCUUAAAUGUGGAGACGUUAAAAAAGUCACUAUAUUUGACCGACAUCCUGAAGGCGUUGCUCAGGUAACCUUUCGUGAGCCUGCUGAGGCUCAAGCUUGCGUACAGUUGUUAAAUGGACGUUGGUUUAGUCAAAGAAAAGUAUCAGCCGAAAUUUGGGAUGGGAAAACGAAAUACAAAAUUAACGAAACGGAUGCUGAGAUCGAGGCGCGAUUAGACAAAUGGGACAAGUUUUUGGAGCGAGAAGAUGAAAAAGAGAAGAAAGGAGGCGGCGAAGGUGGAAGCUAAGAAGAAGAAGAAGAAGAAGGUGGAGGGGAAAGGGCUUGAAGAAGACAAAGAAAUCGGAGCACAAGCCCUUCGGAUUAGAGAGAAGCAGGGUGUAUAAACAAUAUAAGAUGAUAAAUAAAAUUGCAACGAUUUUGUUCCGUCAAUUAUUUUUUAGACAAGGAUUGGAAUCGUCGACGAGAUAGAUACAGGGGAGAAAUAAAUUUGAUUUUUAUUUUAUUUUUUAUAUUAUAUUUGGGUCAAAACCCUGGUCGAUAUAUUACAGUAAGUAUUUCUUUUUAUAUGCGUUCCAAAUUAUUUGUAAUUUCGAUCAUUUUAUCAUAUCCAAGUCGUCUCGCGCUAUAUUAUUGCUGAUUAGUAAACCCAUUGUAGCCUUGUUUAACAGUUUGUUAGCGGUUGUAAAUUUAAAAAAAGAAAAAAAAAACAUUAUAAAAAAAAAAAGAAAAGAAGAAGAAGAAACAAUAAAUAAGAUUUUUUCGAGGCAUAUUCUUUCUUAAAUCUUCCAUCGUCGGUGUAUCAAUAGCCGACGCAUUGCAAGUACAAAAUAUAUUAUCAUUGCAAAUCGAAUAAUCUUCGAUUUAUAUACGGUAAUAUAAAUAUUAAAUAGCAACCAGUCUUAUGUGUAGUAUUAACACAAAGUACGUAAAGCCAUUCCUUACGGAAAUACCAACGAUAUUUCUUUAUCGUAGAAAACCUUUUUGUUGUAGUAGAUUUAUAUAUAUAUAUAAUGCAUUUGUUAAUAGUAAGCGUGUGUAAAAGUGAACAAUCCUUUUCUCUCUCUAUCUCUCUCUCUUCCUCCCUCUUCCUCACCCAGUUCACUUUUGUCCCGCACUCCAUAAAACGUCGAGGGAUAAUGUAAAGCGUUACAUUACUGACGUUCUUCGGAUUACGCGAUGCAAUUUGAUCGAAACGCGUUUGGCGUGCUUCGGCAUACGAGAAGAGAUCAUACGGAACAAGCCGAAGUGACUGACCUAGGUUCGACUCGAGCGUUCAAGACGAGAAAGCGCAUUCCCCCUUUCUUUUUGGAAUUUUUCUUUUUUUUUUUAACUAUUUUUUUUCUUUUUCGUAUUUUCGGUUAGGUCAUAGAAAAAAAGUUUUAAGUUAAUCGGCCAACAAAUCCCAUACACACAUACACAUACACAUACAUACAUACAUACAUACAUACUACAUAUAUAUAUGUAUACAUAAAUCUAUUGUAUUAGUUUUAUUACAAUUGUAAGAUAAUUAUUUAUCUUUAGAUAAUGUUAAUAAUAAAAAUCCUCUGAUAUAUAUAGAUAUAUUAUUCCUUACUAUUUAUAUAUUUAUUUACCAUUACGAGAUUACGAUGUUAGAAUUUCUAUUAAAUUAUUAAUUAACAUCGCGUUGAUUUGCUGAUAUUGUAAAAUUAAUCGGAAAUUACAAAAUGAUGAAACAAUAUGUGUUAGCAUUGAAGGUAACAGUAGUCGUGAAGGAGGAUUUGGAAGAGAAGAAAAAACAGAACGAGAGAGAGAGAGAGAGAGAGAGAGAAAGGAGAGGAAGGUAGAUUCUCCUGGAAUUCCCUAAUUUGCUAUUUUGGCAUUCCUGGCGAUCCUUAUGUUGUGCCCCGUUCGUGGGACUUCUCUCCUAAGAGGCUGUUGCCGAUCUGUCAAAAAACGCGAUUCUUCGGUCGCCGCCACGGCCUUCUUCUUUUUCCCCCUUUCUUUUUUCUCUAUUCUCGGUCAGAGUAUCCGAAUGUUGGAAGAAAGAAGAUCAGUGUUCUCUCUCGUUUAUCAGAAACAACAAAUUCUGGUUAGGAAGUUAAAUUACGGCGAGUGGUGCGACCGAUUGGUUUGUUGUUAAUCUCUCGAUUGAUUCAUAGAAUUUAAUUAUAAAAAAGGAAAAUGAGAAUAAGGAGAAUACACGUUAUGUCAUCAUUUUUUGUAACAAGUAAUUAGACCUCAUGUAGCGUCUAAUGGCGUAUUCGUUAAAUAUAAUGAGCCAAUCCGUGUAAUUGUGAUAUGUAAAAUGACUAUAAUUAUGAGAGAUUUCUUCUGUGGUAUGUUAAAACAACGACAUAUUUAUUAUAAUAUAUUAUAUUG